Molecule: messenger RNA, 2124 nt
Organism: Symsagittifera roscoffensis
Lineage: Eukaryota; Metazoa; Xenacoelomorpha; Acoela; Convolutidae
Product: golgin subfamily A member 4-like
Exons: 2
Coding region: 56-2050 (664 amino acids)
Biological process (GO): calcium ion transmembrane transport; regulation of cytosolic calcium ion concentration
Cellular component (GO): plasma membrane; cation channel complex
Molecular function (GO): inositol 1,4,5 trisphosphate binding; store-operated calcium channel activity
Source: RefSeq, a predicted model, not a curated record
UUGCGAGUUACGUGAUGCAAUAAAUGGUACCAAAACCUUCACGAAAUGUCCAGAUAUGAUUAUGAACCGAGUAAAAAAGGGCGAGUUUCAAUUCACGACAUUAGGCGGUUGUCUUUACCAGCUAUACUGGACGCUUUUUGGCUACUCGGAUAUAGUUUUUGCCUCGAAAGUAUACAAAAAUUGGACUCUUCACACAUUUGUGGGUUCAAUUUUGUUCAUUCUUUUCAACUUUGUUGCUGUCGUUGUUCUAUUAAACGUGCUUAUUGGUAUGAUUACAAAAACAUUGGACAAUAUUGAAGAAAAUAUUGACACGGAAUGGAAAUUCGCGAGGUCAAAUAUUUACCUGGAAUACAUUAGCGACUCAGAUUGUCUUCCAGCGCCCUUUAAUAUUUUCCCCUCACUUCGAAAUCUGAUGCUGUUGUUUGCAAAACUCUACAAAAUGUGUUACAAAAGUGAAAAGUUACUUCAUAUUGCCAAGCCGAAAUUGGCCGAGACGAGACGAAAGCAGCGGGAAAGCGAAGAAAGAUUGCCCGAUAUCAUUCGGGCCAUGAAAGACCAGUACAUGCGUAAUCAAAUGAAAGAAGCCGAAGAGGGCGAGGUCACACUGGAUGACCUUGACUCUUUGAAGAACGACGUUUCCGGUCUGAAAUUUGAGGUUCUAAGUUACGUCAGAUGUGUUCCAUCGACCCUGGACGCCAUGUGCAAACGGCAGAAUCAGCAGUUGCACGAAAUUGAUUUUUUGCAGAAAAAACAGCGUGAACAAUGGGAAGAAAUGUUAGCGCACGAGACCCGAAUGCAAGAGAUGCGAAUGGCACAUAGUAACGAAAUAGCCGAGUUGCGACAACGCCAAGACGAUUCGUUCGACUUUACGAGAAAGUUUACGAGUCAGAGGUUAGACGAAACGACUAAUUUUCAAACCCAAAAAGCCCAAGAAAAUCAAAUUGAGGCGAAAGAAAAAAUAAACGAGGCAAAAGAUGAGCAAAUUUGUAAGGUGAACGAUAUUUAUUUGCGCCAAAAUGAACAUUUUUCUGCAUUGAAAGAAGAGCAAAACUUGAUUAAAUCAGUUCAGAAAGAAAACGCUGAGACUGCUUUGAAAAAUACGCUCAUGUUGAAAGAACUAAUAGAUUAUCAGGACCAAAAAACCACACAGUAUAAAAAAGAGCAGGACCAAAAAAUGGCUGAAAUGCAGCAAAAACAGUUCGAACUUAUCGAAAGUUUAAGGAACGAAAGUCAACUUAAACAUGAGUUUCAAGUCAAUAAUAUGAAGGAAAUUCACAACUUCCAACAAGAUAACAUGAAAAAUCUUCAUAACGAACAAAUUACAAUGAUGAAACACAUGGAAACUGAGUAUAAAGAUCGAUUAAAUAGCGAAGUCUCAUGUUUGAAAGAGUUUUAUGAAACAAAAAUGGGUGAAUAUUUAUUGGCGCAGCAAACUAUAAUUUCUGAUCAAAGUAGGCUAAUCAAAGAUCUCUUGCGGGGAAUUGAAGAUCAUUUCACGCACGUUUCGACCAACAAUUCCGAAAAAAUUCUGGAAUCUCAGAAAAUGAUUCCGAAUAUGUUCCGAAACGAAGCACGAAUUGUAUGUCAAAGUAUGCAAGAUAUCUACAAUAACAAGCCUAUGUCCUUACCCGCAACUCCGAUUUUGCCGCGUGAACGAAUCAUGCCUACUAGAUUGCCCCAGCCUAAAUUUAGGUCGCCAAUACCUGUCAAUCAGGUCCGACCUUUGUCCUCUCAUUUUGACACUCCGAGGUCAAUAACCGGUUUGUCAAACUAUAGCUCAACCAGUUCUUUAAACAGUAUUGGAGAGGGCUCCCUGGACUCCAGUUUUCACUCCGGGCCUUCGGCUAAUUUUAAUCACCUGGGCGGUAACUCGUACUCCUCUGCCUCCAAGCUAGCGAACGCGAUGGCGCCAUCUGCGAGCGGCAUUUUGAAACCCGCGAGUGGUGGGUCGGGUGGAACCUCUUGGCUACCGAGAUUCAAUAAAGUGAAAAAUGGGAACUCUAAUCCAAGCUCAAGAAGAGCUUCAACUCAACAAAACGGAGGUUUAUAAUAGGUGGUUAUUACAUUGAGUUGCUACAAAUACCCUAAUUGAUUUGCUACAACAUUGCUACGGUAAAAACCCAA